This is a messenger RNA of Lineus longissimus, 6030 nucleotides long. RefSeq lists its product as uncharacterized. The transcript has 3 exons. Bases 744 to 2351 code for a protein of 535 amino acids. The record is from RefSeq and is a predicted model, not a curated record. Gene Ontology annotation, molecular function: cytokine activity; growth factor activity. Gene Ontology annotation, cellular component: extracellular region. NCBI's taxonomy places the organism in Eukaryota, Metazoa, Nemertea, Pilidiophora, Heteronemertea, Lineidae.
UCAGUUCCAGGAACCAUUAUUCAUGUUCCGGGCGCCGCUCAGUUCGCGGCAGUAAUUUUUGUUCAUUCAGACCUGAGCAACGCGACUGUUUACGAGUCCGAGACUGCGUUCUCUGAUUGUGACUACUCCGCAAGAGAAGCGAGGACUCUCACUUUGCAUACGACCAGAUUCGCGGUGUUUUAUUGGUCGAUAGUUAAAAUGGCUGCGCGAACGCACAACAUAAACUACAGCACGUGAGAGGACUCACCAAAGAGGAUCCAUCAAGCUUGCACACAUAACGUUCAAUUUUUUUUCUCUCACGAAAGUUGUUUAUAACGUAAUUCAGUUUAACAACUUUAUACAUCACAGCUACUUUGCAUAGGAUACUUCAGGAGUACUUCACAUUUCGCCCAUAUUCAUAUUGAUAUUGUGUUCCUUGGAUUUACGAAUGCUAUCGACAGUUUAACUACGAAUUGAUAUUCUUUGUCGCCACUCUUCUUCGUGUUUUGUUUACGCCGGAACCUAACUGGAAUAGAUAGACCUCAUGGUCAAUAGAAUUUGGUCUGGAAAUGUAGACCGUCGUCACUUGGAGUGUUAAAACAACAUCAACGUACAUGGGAAUAAUAUUACUUGUUUUAGUAAGGUUAUCUACCGAUAUAUAGAAUUCUACAUAUCUCCAAUGUAAUUGUCUGCUGCUACAAUCUCGUACCCUUAAGUGUUGGGAGCACAUUUUUAUCUUUUCUUGCGAGGACGCUGUUAAUACGAUGUUGGUGUUCCGGAACUUAGUGUUUUUAAUACCCCUCCUCUGGGGGACUGUGACGAGUACGAAACUUCGCGACGACCAGGCAGUCAUUCUACAACAUGCUGUCAAGAAAAUGUUAGGAUUUAAGGAGUUUCCGAGUAUACGGCAUCACAAACAAGAGGAGAUUGAAGAAGCGCCGAAAUAUAUGUUGGAUUUAUAUGACAGAUACAAGUUUAGCACGAUCCCGAAAGAUGGGAAGAGGGGAAACACUGUGCGGAUGAUAUUCAGCCACACAGGUGAAUUGAAUGGCCAUAAGAUCCUCAUCUUCAACCUGAGCUCGGUAAUGUCGUCUGAGAAAGUCUUCAGCGCCGAGAUUCACUUGUACAAGAAAAAGAUGAAGACAAGACGGAACGAAACCGGGAUUGAACUGGUCAUGUAUCAGUUGGCGCCACUUUAUGUUUCAAAGAUCGGAAAAGCCGAAGUGCGUUCGGAUACAUUCGGGUGGCAGGUGUUGGACGUCACUGAAUCCAUGCAGCGGAGCAUCGGAAAACUUCGGCGGAAGUCGCAUUUACUCGGAAUUAUGUUCAAAACGCGCAGUGACGUUGAUGUUCCGUUGAAGAAAUUCAGCAAGCAACAUUCAUUGCCGUACUUGGUGAUAUUUUCUAAUGAUACGCAAAACAUUACGCUAGAUCAUAUCCAGCCUCGGUUUACGCCGCGAGAUUGGAAAAGCCUUGACGAGCACCUUCACCGGACUGGCCAACAGGCUGAUGAGGCACCGGAGGAGUCGAAAGAGGUUGUUUCGAAAGAAGUCGACCUCCAAGAAGCUUUCAAAACCUUCGGUGAGAAUGUGAAGAAGGAAACCAAGCCAAAGCAACCGACGGACGCCAUGUUUGAGGCAGACCGGAAGAAAGCACUGGAAGGUCAUGCGCGCGAGAGGCGAUCGAUUGACAACAACGAAAUUCCAGAAUUGGGAUUAUCGAGGAUUAAGAAAGGGACAGUGAAGUUAAUUGUUGAUUUAAAACCACCCAUUAAGGACCAGACAAAUUACUAUAUCCCCAAAACAAACCCAGGUAUUUUGCAAGGCAGAGACAAAGUGAAACAAAAGUUUGACCCAUUCGAGAGGUACUCGAGUAAAAACAAAGACUCUCGUAAGUACAUACCUUAUCCUAAAAAAUACCGAAAGAACCGGAGGCGGAAAAAUCGCCGGCGGAACCGGAACCGACAUCGAAAUCGUGGCCGAGGGAGUCGUCUGCCCUUCCUUGAUGAUUGGGACGAUCGCAGGGUGAACGAAGCGACAGGCAGAAAGCAACAAGAACUUUGUCAGAAGCGAAAGCUUGUCGUAGACUUCGCAGAUAUUGGGUGGAGUGAGUGGAUUAUAUCACCCAAGUCGUUCGAAGCGCAGUACUGUGCGGGGAAAUGCCCGUUUCCUUUGACGAGGAGUAUGCGGCCUUCGAACCACGCCACGAUCCAAAGUAUCGUCCACGCAAUUGGUAUGAACUCUGACGUGCCGGCGCCUUGCUGUGUCCCAGACAGCAUGUCAUCAGUCACACUGUUAUACUUCGAUGAAAAUCGGAAUGUCGUUCUCAAAAAUUACCCGGGGAUGAGCGUCACUUCAUGCGGUUGCAGAUAGGCUUCGAUGGGAUUUAGGAAUUGCGGACGUAGCACAACCCUGCAUCCGGUAUUGAUGUAGGUAAAUACUCAGGGACGGAGAUUUCCGCGGGACGAUGCGAGUUUGUCAUGAAUCCACGCCCUUCAAGCGGAAUUCUUUCGUCCUAUUAACUGGAGGCAAUUUUUCUACGGGUAUUUUACAAGUUGUUAUUAAAGACAGUUAUGAAUACUCUUCGUAUUGAUGUUCUCGCUGCGGGGAGUAACAUACGGUUGGACAGUGACUAUACGCACAAUGAAGGCAAGAAAACCGGAGAAGAAACUUUCGAUGGAUUUUCACUUUGCUUUCAAUGGUGACAAAAGGAACUCAUGUUGUGUAUAUAUCUGAAGCCACCAUUGUGUCCAUGGGGAAGGAAAUCGGAACUAUACCUUCUCGACUUCCGGGGACAUUUGUCUCUCAUUCAUUGUCAGUGUCAUCACGACGACAAUUGAGAGAUAAUCUAUCGAUACGAUCACAAUAGCACAUAUGGCCCUAAUGGAGCCAAACCAGACUCGAGGGAUCGGGUAAAAGGACCACAGGCAAGAAGGGAUAGCAACAUCACAAUACCAAUAUUGUUAAUUGAUAUCGCCGGCAAGUUUUCAUAUGGUAGUUGUGAGAAUGACGCCCUGGGCAUAAGUUAUUCGACUGUUUCAUUUGUUUCUCUGUUGUGGUUUCUAGCAAUGAAUUAAAAGGCGGGGGACUAAUCCUGAGGAAGAUUUCGCUCGCGGGUUACAACCAACAAAACCAACAAAAGUGAAUGCAAAACAAGGAUAGUCGGGUUUGAAUCGAACAUCGUUCACACAAAUUGAAAGGGGGAGGUUUGUGAAUGGUUGGUGUACAGUCAGGGUUGUUGGGAUGACCAGCCAAAUGACCUGUUUUCGAAAUACAUUACGUUGAUUUAGGCCCAUCGACCCCCACUAAAGUUGUUUGGUGGCGGUCGAUGUUAUCAGGAUUGUCCUGAUAGCCUUUGAUAAGAUUCACAAUGGGAUUUGGGCCUUGGUGUUUGAAGACAAUGGACCGUGUAUUGGGCUAGGCAUGAAUUCUUUUAACUGCGAGGUAAGGAAGAAACUAGCGUAAUGUAUUGUGGUUACUGACUGCCUGUAGGCCCAAUGGUGGGUGUACAUCAAUUUCAUUGUUGACUUGGUAUUAACCGAAUAUACUUUUAUGUGAAAAGAAACUGAAACUAACUGGAAAUUAUUGUGAUGGUUGUGAUAUGUCCAUGUAUUUAAAAGGAUGCUGUUAAUCUGACAAACUGCCAGUGAUUAUUUAAGAGAGGCCAGUUAUUAAGACUGAUUCAUAAAUAUGACUAUUUUAAUUAGAAGUUGUAUAAGACAGUGCAUGUAGCUGUGUAUGUACAGUGAGUGGAUUCCAGUCGUGAGUCAAGCGUACGAUUAUGUGACGUUUUGUUUACUUGUCAAAGUACAUGUACCUUUGUACCUUUCUGUCUUGCGAACGACUUCCGUCAAGAUCUGAUGUACCGGGUGUAGACCUGACUACAUGGGUACGUCGAACCCUGCUUCCACCAAAAGCCGUAAAAAUGUAUACAUGUAUAGGCCCUAUACAUGUACAUGUACGUGUAUUGGUGAAACACGGACUAACAUUCAACCAUAUCUCUUUACGAUCAGACAAUUCCCUUGUAAUACAUGCAGACGCAUCAAACUGUCCUUCGAAUAAGUGUCUCAUGCUUUGCCUUUGGGUCACAGUUCGGCAUCCUUGGGGUUAUUCUGUUAUGCUGAUUUAAUCAAGAUAUUCUAUCGUUGAUUGAAUAAUGUCACAAUCGCUACUGCCACACAAACAACAUUUUCGGUAGCUAUGUCAACAAUUACUGUCCUUUCAAGAUGAUAAUUCAACCAAUCAGAAUAAGGAACGCGUGUUGUCUGCGGGAUAGUUCUAUAACCAGGCGACCGCAUAUUUCGUCUUUUGCAUUUUCAUGGUCAUCUACCUCACAAGAAACGUUAUAUUUAUCAACCCUGCAAUGUCGAAGACUGGAUACUUCUAUAAACAACAAUAAUGAAUCUCACAAUUUUAUUAGAAAAAUGCGAGGCUUAAUACUGGGCAACUGGCACUUUUGGUGCGGCAGCUAGUCUUGCACUUGGUGAAGACUUGAUGGAUGCUGCCAGUGACAAAAAAGAUGGCGAAGGUCCCUCGCACUUUUGAUCCUUUAAACCACCAUGUAACACUUUGGGUGUAUACUGGGCACUUCGACAAUACAUGUACUAUUUUUGGCGUCUGGCAGUCGCCGCUGCCCAUGAGUCUGGGUCCGGUAUAGUCCGACACGUGAGGUUUACUGUCGUGCAUUCUACGACUAUGCGGAGGGAAGGAGUGAAUACAUAUAUAGGACAAAAUAAGAGUAAAUGCUCAUUCUCAUUCUCAUAUCGAUUUUAUGACUACUUUCAGAAGCCCGUGGACACUAGCAAUAUUUAUUUGAGUAUAAUAGUCUUGCAGCAUUAUUAAAGUGACGAUUAAAGAUGAUAUAACAAUAUUUUGAAUUAUUUAUUACUUCUCUUAAUCAUGCUGGUUUAUCAUUUUGGUAUCGCCGGCUCAUGUAAAUAGUAAGCUUGAUUUAAAGUUGGUUUGAGAAUCGAACAAAAAGUACAAUUAUUUAAUCCAGGACUGCUUCGUUCAUGUGGUUAAAACAAAGGCAUUUAUUUCAAUUUUGUCGGAAGAAUUUCUGACUUCAGACUUCCAGGCUGCACAACAGCUAUAACAGAUGAUAAACAAUCUUUGACACAGCGGGAGUCUUUACAUUGUACAGAUAAAAUUGAAGCUGUGCAAAGAACCGAUAAUGAAAAAAGGAAACGAUCAUAUAUGUUCAUGGUAGUCAUCCAAAAGCGUCAAAAUUGUUGAAGUCACGAAUACGACCGGAAGUUCUAUUAACAUGAUUGGCGCCAUCCUCAAGCACAAGAAACUCGAUACUCGCCCUCGCCGGAGUCGACAGUCUUGGUCGAUACUUCGAGCGUUGUUUUCAGUUGUUCAAUUAGUAACAAAUGGCCAUACAACACCAAUGUGUUGUUCUAAACUGUACUUUCUACUCAUCAUCAACUACCUCGAAAUUAGAACAGAUUAGCAGAGACUGCAAUUAUCAGGUAUGUAGGCCUACACACCAACCUCAGGAACUAUAAGGUGUUUAAGGACAGUGACUUCUACUUUUCACGUAGUGUGGUUGUGCAUGUGAGCUCUAUGAAAUGUUGUCUUUUCCUAUGGCCCUUCCUUUCAGCCUAAUCCCCGCCGCACAAUCAAACUUUCAUCUACCGUACCGUGUACAAGCAAAGACCGACUGCAUGUGUGUAUAUGACUGAAAGCUAACGGACAUUAAGAUGCUAAUGAUAUUCGGAAAAUCUGAUGACAAAUUUAAUCUUAUGCGGCGGGCAUUAUUCUAAAGUUUGACGAGCAUGGAAAUACCCGUGGAAUGUCAAUGACAGUUUCUGAUGCCCCAACCCACUUCCCGAUGUCAUGAAUGUUUCGGAAAUUCGUCGUUGACGUGACGUUUUUGUGCCACCAGAAAAUGGGGUUUACAAUUUGUACAUUACACUGUUGACAUUGUUGACCACUCUCAAUGAGAAGUUUUAUUUUAUUGUACUAUUCAAAAUCGUGAAAGAGGAGUAUAUUGUUUGUACAUGUCCAUUGUAUUGUCAGUAAUAAAAUGUCUGUAUAUACAUGUCAA